This is a messenger RNA of Lolium rigidum, 1112 nucleotides long. RefSeq names its product dof zinc finger protein DOF3.7-like. The record is from RefSeq and is a predicted model, not a curated record. Gene Ontology annotation, molecular function: DNA binding; DNA-binding transcription factor activity. Gene Ontology annotation, biological process: regulation of DNA-templated transcription. Bases 200 to 826 code for a protein of 208 amino acids. The transcript has 2 exons. Lineage: Eukaryota; Viridiplantae; Streptophyta; Magnoliopsida; Poales; Poaceae.
GCUUCCAUCGACGCACUCUCAUCUCAUCUGAUUGCCGCCCAUCCAGCUCGGACUGACCGCUACCUCUCGCUCAUUUCUUGCUUCUCCUAGCUCGGUUUCCUCUUUUCGAGAGUGUGAUCGAGAGAGGUGGUGACCACGCUGUUUUAGGCCGACGCGCGGGCCGGACACGGCAUGCGCUCUGAUCGCACGGCAGCAAACAAUGGCUCCAGCUUCAGCCUCGCUGCUCCCCGCCAGCACCACCAACGCCGGUACCAAGCGCGCUGCACCUGCCGCCGUGUCCGACGUUGAGGCGCCGCCGCUCCCGCAGGACGGCGUCGCGGCGGGGAAGAACAGCCAGGGCCAGCAGCAGCAGCUGGAGUGCCCGCGGUGCAAGUCCAGCAACACCAAGUUCUGCUACUACAACAACUACAGCACCACGCAGCCGCGCCACUUCUGCCGCGCCUGCCGCCGCUACUGGACGCAGGGCGGCACGCUGCGCAACGUGCCCGUCGGGGGUGCAUGCCGACGCAGUGGCAACGGCAGCAAGCGCCGCAGGUCCGCCGAGCCCUCGCCCUCCUCCGCUUCACCGUCGGCAGAGGACACGUUCCGGCCGGUCCAUCUCCCGGCGGCGCCCUUCUUCCCGUUCCUCAGCGACGGCGCCGUCUUCCUGCCGCAGUUCGACCUCGGACUCGGCGGCUACGCGGCCGCGCCCACAGGGUUACCGUGGCCAGCGGCGGCGGGUCCCGAGAAUUACGACUGGCUCGCGACACCGUGGGAUGGGGGCAACGGAACACACACCGGCGGCGCCGCCUGGGACGACUUCGCCGCCGGCCUUGAGCUCUUCUAGCCGCCGCCUGCCGGCGCGCGCGUUCGAGGCUCCUGUUUUAUCAUCGCAGCCUCGAUCGAUUAGGUAGUGUGGGCUUACCAGCUGAAUCAGUGUAUCCGUCCCACCUUUAAUUGUACGAUCCUCUGAUGACUUCGCUCUUUUCUUCUCAUGCAUGCAUACGAAAAUGAUGUGGUGAUUGCUGUUUGAACCCAUGAACCAUGAUCUAUACUAGUAUAUCUGUAGCUACAGGGAGGAUGUAAAUUGGUCAUGUCUUUGCAAUAAAAUGUUUGUAACAAUUCCGCCCAAA